Apis cerana (Asiatic honeybee) is the source of this 5738-nucleotide messenger RNA. Its product is annotated as cytosolic carboxypeptidase 1. The record is from RefSeq and is a predicted model, not a curated record. Gene Ontology annotation, molecular function: zinc ion binding; metallocarboxypeptidase activity. Gene Ontology annotation, biological process: C-terminal protein deglutamylation; proteolysis; protein side chain deglutamylation. Lineage: Eukaryota; Metazoa; Arthropoda; Insecta; Hymenoptera; Apidae.
AAGUGCCGCAUACACCUGGCCUUGUUCGCGUCAGCUUCCGUGACGAUGCACGGGCUCGUUCGGGGAUCGUCACCACGAUCCGGGUGACAACACAACCCUUUCGUCAUCGGUGCUCGUCUCGAAUCGUGCGUCGAAGUAUGACGAGGCUAAAACUCCGAACCGUCCUGUCCUCGCGCAGCCAUCGCUUCGCUGCGUGACAUAUCGUGCGAUUGUUCUCGUUGUCGUCGUCGUCGAAGGUUAUCCGCCUCCUCCUCCUCCGAUAUUUCCGCCUUCUUUUCCUCCUCUCCUCGCUUUUCGCCACCAUUUUCUCCAUUUUCUCGCUCCCGUGAGUUCAUUGGAAUUAUUCGACUAUUAAUAACGCCGCGAUCGUCGUGUCGUUGCACGAUGCUGAUUCCUCACCGAGCCUUGUUUUUCGCGAGAUUUUCCUGAAGCUGGAGGACGAACAGUGGUGAUUAUGAAUUUUUUCAAUGGUGAUUUUUUUUCUUAUGUUCUCGUGAUCAGAUCGUAUCGUUGUGAAAGAAAUAAGUUGAUUAGAAAGAGGUUAAGAUUUAGAGAGCUGGGCUGCGAGAUAAUUAAGCGAAGGAUAUUAUUAAAAUCCUUGCUCUGUUUCCUUGUUCUCUCUUUCUUUUGUCGUUUUUAUUUAUUGAUAUCGUUUUUCAUUCCAAACAAUUGCGUUGGAAUGAAAAAUAUAUCCGUUUUUAUUGGAUGAUGUUUUUUUCUUCUUCUUCUUCUUUUUCUUCUUCAAUCACGUUUUAUUAAUAUUUACAGUGAUUUCAUUUAUACGCCGAUUUAUUUAAGGAUAUAUUUCGAAAUUGUCUUUGAAAAUUUCUUCGUGUUCGUGCCGUAAACAUCGCUCUCAUGAAAAGAGACAUAAAAAGAGACUAUUAUAAUAACUCGUCCGUUUAUUAUAAUUUAGCGUCCAAAGAUUUCCAUUGGAUUGACGAUCUCAUAUAAAACGACUAUGAAACGACGUUUUCCAUCUUUUGGCAAACGGAUUCCGGUGUUGCCAUCUUUAUAAUAAUCCACGCUCUUUCGACACACGUUUGCGCGUUGAAAUCCGUUAAUUUCGAAACAAGUUCCCAUAUUUUAAAACGAAACAUAAUCUCGUUAAAAUCUAGAGAAAGAGAAAGAGAAAAAAUUUUCUUUCCCAAUCGAGCGAGUUAAACAUGGUCAGUGAAUUUUUUAUUCUCAAUUUCUCAUGGAUUAUUACAAACGCGUUGUGAAAGUGAAGUGGAUCGUCGAGUCUCAAACGACACGAGCGACGAACGAGAAUAAAAACGAAAUACAACAUAUUCGGUUGAAAAUUAAUCAAAUUGAAAACUACUAAAUUAAAAAUUACAUUUAACGAGUGUGUAGAAAUUGGGCGGUGUUUUUCUUCUUCCGUGUACUUUUGUGCUUUCGAGUGACGAGGUUUCGCGAUGCAUCGAUUAAUGAUCGAGGGAUGCGAUCGAGGAGGGUGGCAUGGAAAAUGUGGGAAAAGGGGGACGGUUUUCGGAAAGCGGCCGCCACUAUAAAUAGAGGCGCCUCAUGCGUGCGUGCUAUGCUUUUAAACAUAGUUUUGGCAGCGCGAAACGUCAAACCGCCUCGGAGUGGCAAAGCGCGUGGAUCGUUUCGCGAAAUUCAAGCAUUGGCCGGACAUUCUCUGCAAUAUUUGUCCCGAUCCAAAUACCGUGACAUCUUACAAAGUAUCCAUGAAUAAAAUGUGACACCGUGUGUGUGAUCGCAAUAAAAAGAAAAGAAAAAGAAAAGAAAAGAAAAGAAAACAAAAAAAUUAUCCGUGCCUUUGUCCAUUCGUCACGAGAGCGAAAUAGAGAAGUCUGUCGACAACGUGAAAUCGAAUGAAACGUGUUGAAAUUUCGAUUUGAAGGGACGUUUGGAAAAAAAAGAGGGAAAGAAAAGGAAUAAUUCGAUAUUGACUUUGAACGUUCGUUGAUAAGAUAUCGAAGAACCAAUCUGGUUCUCGUUUUCGACGAUUCCCUUCUUAUUUUUCCAACUAGGAGGGGGAGGACAAGGACAGGGUUGGGAAUCCAAGGAGAAAUAAAAUGAAAAGUGUGUUGGAAAAGCACGACAAGGAGAACCAACGGCCGAUGGAUACCUGCCACGGGGACAACGAAAGAGCGCAAGAUGCCAAGGAUGAAGAGUAAAAAUCGCCACCACACUAACAAAAACGCCUGCCUCCGCGUUUCGUGCUGCUAGUGUUCGUCGCUCUGCGCCAGUGUGAUGUCACCGAGCAGCAAAGGCACGGACGAGACUGUAAACGAUGCGUUGUUGGAGAAGCUCCGAAAUUGCGUGUCCAAGCCACAGGAGGUCGAUACAUUCAGAAACAUCGCAGCUAAGAUACAUGCUCGGGUCACGUCCACAGAUCGACGGGUGCGCGAACGCACGCUGGACAAAUUAUGGCGCAAGAAUUCCGGUGCGAUGGAAAUGUUCAUCGCAACAUUGGAGAAUUGCAAGGAUCACGUGAUAAACUACAGCAUCGCCAGCAUACUACACGAGUGCAUAUCACCCCGUAACGCGAAGGGGAAGACCAAAGGGAACAAGAACAAAAGUGCCACAAUAUCCAGCAGCCGAAUGGCAGUGAUGCAGCUGAUCAAUUUAGGAAUCACGCAAGCUCUAAUUAAACUUUUAGUUAAUCUGCAACACACGGACAGUAUUUCGAGCGAGGCCCUCACGCGAGAGGUGCUUUGGCUUUUGGGUCAGAUAGCCCAAAGGGACCAGAAGUUCGUGUUAAAAAUAAAGAUGCUUAAUACCGUUAAAGUGUUCCACACGCUCUUGAAGCAACAUUACAAUAAUAGCAAAACGUUGUUGCCUUUGUUGUUGAUCAUCAAAUGUCUCGCCAGAAAUUCAUUCUCGCUUCAGAUAUUGAUGAAGGACGGUAUAGCUUCCACGUUGGAGAAAACAUUCGUCAGUAUCGGUUACAUGCCUCAUCUGAAACUCAAAUCGUUGUUAGAGUGUUUGAAAUAUUUCACAACGAGCAAAGUUUGUUGCAUGAAAUUCGUGAAGGUGGGUCUGGUAUAUCUGCUGAUGAGGAUCUUCGAGAGAUGGGACCGAUUCGACGGGCCGAUGAGACUGAAGAUUUGCAAUUCCACUUUGAUCACGUUACAACACUUAUGCGUCAUAAAGGCCGGCAGGAAGGCUAUCAAGUUGAACAAUGGUUUGCAACUACUGUACCGGUUCUGCAACAAUUGCCCGGAGGAUAAGUCAUACGAUUCGUUGCUAUCGCGUAUUUGCGGGAUAAUCAAUCAAUGUCUGGAGAAGAAGGAGCUGCCGGUGCCCGAAAUGUCUCCGGCAAGAUUCGUGCUGCCGAACGAAACGAACAGGCCCAACAGCGUUGAAAGUGGUAGCGACAUCGAUAGUCAGCCCUGCAGCGUCGCCUCUCUUGGACGGAUGUACAGCGAUCUUGAUUCGGGCGACGAAGAGGAAAGCCAGCACUCAAGGACGAAUGCGAAAACCAUGAACGCGACCGACGAAGUGGACGAGAGCAAGUUCUUUGCCGGUGUAUUCACGUCUCAAAGAUCGGAGGAGGAGUUGGCCGAAUACAACGUUUUUUUCAAAGAAUUGGACAACCUUGGACAUCAUCAAAUAUGCGGCACAAAUUUAUCGACGGAGAAGAUCAUCGAUACGAUCGAUACGAAAGGGUGUAGCAGAACAAAGAUAAAGGAUUUGUUGAAAGAGGGGAUAUCGAAGACGAGCCAAAUGACGAACAGCGAGACGAUGAUCAAAAUAUUCAAAGAUAUUUCGAUUUUGACGGAUCAGCAGGCUUAUUGCGUGAUAGCGAGCAGGGUGAAAAGCGUCAUCGGUUUCGUGAAGGUGGCUUACCCGGAUCUGAUCGGUGGCGACGGCCUAGGGAAGGACGAGCCCUUGAACAGCAAGGACAGAAGGGUCUGCCGUUCGAAACUUCUCACCUGCGUGGAACGUGGCCUCCACGGUAGCCUGUUGACGCCGGAAGUGGUGUACGAUCUCGACGCCAUAACUUCGUCCAGCAACGCGUCCACGGAAGAGCAGAAACUGGUCGACCAUCACUUGUGCAACUGGGAUGAGAACAGGAUAGGAAAGCGUUCCUUCGACAACAAACACUUGCACUUCGAGUCCAGAUUCGAGAGCGGGAACCUGAGAAAAGUUAUUCAGAUAGGCGUGAGAGAGUACGAUCUGAUCUUGACGCCGGACGUGAACAGCGGCUCCAGGCACCAAUGGUUCUAUUUCGAGGUGUCGAACAUGGAGGCGUUGGCGUAUACGUUUAACAUUAUCAACUGCGAGAAAGCGAAUUCGCAGUUCAAUUUCGGGAUGAAACCGAUCCUGUUCAGCGUGACGGAGGCCCAGCUUGGCAGGCCGGGUUGGGUGAGAACCGGGGCGGACAUAUGCUAUUAUCGAAACUGUUAUCAACGGCCCGCCAAGGGGAAGAAUUAUCUCACUACCUCGUUCACCGUCACUUUCCCUCACGCGUACGACGUCUGCUAUCUGGCCUACCAUUUCCCUUACACGUACAGCCUGUUGAUGACCAAUAUCUGGAAGUGGACCAAGAGGGUGCCACCCAAUACGUAUUUCAGAGUUGAGACCCUUUGCGAGACGUUGAACGGCAAUGACAACCCUCUGCUCACUAUCACGUCUCUCGACUCCAAGAGCAAUCCCAUACAGAAUCGCAAAGUGAUAUUUCUGACAUCGAGGGUUCAUCCGGGCGAGAGCAACGCAUCGUGGGUGAUGAACGGCACUUUGGAGGCGUUGCUGGGUAAUAAUCCUUACGUGACGGGCCUACGCGACGAUUACAUAUUCAAAAUCGUGCCGAUGUUGAACAUCGAGGGUGUGGUGAACGGUUGUAAUCGAUACGGAUUGACGAACGAAGAUCUGAACAGGCGGUGGAGCAAUCCGAACCAGGUUCUCCAUCCUGUGAUCUAUCACACGAAGGGUCUGAUGGAGUACUGCACGAGGGUGUUGCAAAGGCCUCCCUAUGUUUUCGUCGACUAUCACGGCCAUUCACGGAGGAAGAAUGUGUUUCUGUUCGGUUGCUCAAGGUCGGGUUCUUGGAGUGCCGCGGACAGGGCGAAACCGGACCAGCCGUCUCAGUAUUUGACGUUGCCGUAUCUCAUGCAAAAAAUAUCUCCAGCGUUCGCAUUGCCACUGUGCUCGUUCAAGGUCGAGAGGCACAAGGAGUCCACUGCUAGGGUAGCCAUAUGGCGGCAGUUAGGUGUUUCGAGAAGUUACACGAUGGAGAGCAGUUUCUGCGGAUGCGACCAGGGAUUGCUGGCGGGUUUGCAUCUGGACACGAAACACUUGAACGCCAUCGGCCAGGAUUUCUGUCAGGCUCUGUCGAUGAUGAAGGAUUAUACCGAGAAUUGGAGUCUUGACAAGAUUUGUGAGCGCAGGUCGUUGGAAGAGGAAUGUUGCCCGCUAAAAUGCAUUUCGCAGAAAUCAAAAACCGUUGCUAAAUGUAUUCAGGAUAAGCCUGCGGCCCUUCAUCUUGCCGCAAUUCCUUAACGAAUGGUUAAACAAACGAUUUGAGGAUUCCUAUGGGAGAAGGUAUUCCCGAGGAGUCAGGAUGCAUGGAAGAUGACAUUUCGUCUAGCUGCGAGUCAGACGAAUCUGAUUUUGAGACUUAAUUAAAUUUUAAUUUACGGAUUCGACAACGAUAUCGACGAUUCGUAGUUUCUUUAUAAAUAGAUCGGAAGGUUUGUACAGGUUUUUGGCUGCGAAAUAAAAAAGAAAAAAAAAGAACGAAAGAACAUCGGGCAAAGGAUUCUGUA